Mandrillus leucophaeus (drill) is the source of this 929-nucleotide messenger RNA. It is a transcript of the gene METTL23, whose product is annotated as methyltransferase like 23. The record is from RefSeq and is a predicted model, not a curated record. Gene Ontology annotation, cellular component: nucleus; cytoplasm. The transcript has 4 exons. NCBI's taxonomy places the organism in Eukaryota, Metazoa, Chordata, Mammalia, Primates, Cercopithecidae. Bases 360 to 731 code for a protein of 123 amino acids.
GAUUCUCGGAGGAGCCGGGCCCGGGAGCCGACGGGGCCGUCCUGGAGGUCCACGUCCCGCAGGUGCGUGCAGCAGCACCCGCCGGGAGGCGCCUGAGGGCAGGAGCGGUUCUCGGCUGACUUGGCUGGGGUCCUGAGGGACGGCGGGAUGCGGACGCUCAGCUGCGCAGCUUCCUGCUUUAGGUUGGCCCCCGGAGCGAAAACGUCGGAUAUGAGUCCCUUCGGUGCAUUAAAUGUCUCUCAAUUGGAGCUGGAGUGAGCCUUCCAGGAAUUUUGGCUGCCAAAUGUGGUGCAGAAGUAAUACUGUCAGACAGCUCAGAACUGCCUCACUGUCUGGAAGUCUGUCGGCAAAGCUGCCAAAUGAAUAACCUGCCACAGCUGCAGGUGGUAGGACUAACUUGGGGUCAUGUAUCUUGGGAUCUUCUGGCUCUACCACCACAAGAUAUUAUCCUUGCAUCUGAUGUGUUCUUUGAACCAGAAGAUUUUGAAGACAUUUUAACUACAAUAUAUUUUUUGAUGCACAAGAACCCCAAGGUCCAAUUGUGGUCUACUUAUCAAGUUAGAAGUGCUGACUGGUCACUUGAAGCUUUACUCUACAAAUGGGAUAUGAAAUGUGUCCAUAUUCCUCUGGAAUCUUUUGAUGCAGACAAAGAAGAUAUAGCAGAAUCUGCCCUUCCAGGAAGACAUACAGUUGAAAUGCUGGUCAUUUCCUUUGCAAAGGACAGUCUCUGAAUUACACCUACAACUUGUUCUGGGACAAUAUCAAUACUGAUGAGCAACCUGGCACACAAACUAUGAGCAGACCCCUUCAGCUUGAGAAUGCAGUGGGUCUGAAGAUGGUCAAGUCUGUUUGCAUCAGAUUUUGAUGUCACCUUGACAACACUUACAUUAACUCAUAUGAAACAAAAAUUAAAAUACAUAUUACAAGUA